AUGAGAAACACAAACGACGUAGCCAAAACCUACGAACGUCUGGAGACUCACAGGUCAGAGCAUUCGAUAUUUCAGCGAGUCUUCGUCGCUGUUUUCGGCACCCUAUUGGCCGCUUUAUUGACGCUGCGAUUUUGGCUGGCUACAAAGCAGUCUCCGCGACGCGUCACGAGAGAAGAUAGUCGUAUUCCAUCAUCUGGCGGCAAACAGUCCGCGGGUUCAGGUGCUAGCCGCAGCGAUCACUGCCGUUGCAAGACAUGCUCUGGAGGUAGAUCGGCGCGCCUAAUGAUUAGAGGCAGUGAAGGCAAGUUCACACCUCAGUGUCGUCGUCGUAUCACCAGUGGCAGCCUUAGCGGCAAAUCGUCGGCGACUUUCGCAACCGCUCACCUCCCGGAGUGCUACGGCACAAGCAGCGGCCCGGCCUGCAUAACAGCUUAUACCAGCACUAGCAAUUCCGGUGUCGCACCUGUCGCAGCGACGCAAACAUCUGCGAGAAGUCGCCUCAGCAGUCGACGAGGUUCUUCGUCGUCGCAGUCUCAUCCGUCGUUGACAGCGCAGCGACAGAGACGCGGCGACGACCAGCGUAAGGCGAAAGACGAGGGCAUGGCUCAGCGUUCGAAUCUACCACAGGGCGUGAACUACAUGGAGUACGACGAGUGGAUAAACAGCGGUCUAAUCGUUUUGUUAGACACGAUAGACGAAGAAGACACGGAUGAUCUGAACAGCAGCAGCGACAUACCUUCGAUUGACGGCGAUGGCGAUGGCGAUGGCGACGGCGACGGCGAAGACGAGCCGGAAGGAAGCGGAGUUGUGAGUGGAGCAGAGGACGAUGAAGGCGAGGAGGCAGACGACUCCGAUGCGCAGACAGUCGUCUCACGAGAUGCCAGUCCUACGACGAACACGACGAAGACAACGAAGACGACUGCCGACUAUUCCGAGUGCGGGAAACCAUGUGGAUCUGGUGACCGUUUUCAACUGCCAGGUAAGCCGUAUGUCUUUUGCGCAUAUAUCACUUCUCUGCCCUUCCGCAUCGUUGUACGACACAACGAGUUACGUGGUACCACCUACCUCAUCUCUAGCAACUCAGACGAUCAAUUAACACUGCUGAGGUAUGAUUUUCGGUCGCUUUCGCCUUGA
Soboliphyme baturini is the source of this 1134-nucleotide messenger RNA. Lineage: Eukaryota; Metazoa; Nematoda; Enoplea; Dioctophymatida; Soboliphymatidae. The record is from the annotation of a GenBank genome assembly.